Messenger RNA from Mercurialis annua (annual mercury), 1359 nucleotides. RefSeq lists its product as uncharacterized. The transcript is spliced from 3 exons. Lineage: Eukaryota; Viridiplantae; Streptophyta; Magnoliopsida; Malpighiales; Euphorbiaceae. Gene Ontology annotation, cellular component: NSL complex. The record is from RefSeq and is a predicted model, not a curated record. Bases 114 to 1055 code for a protein of 313 amino acids.
CUGAAAACAUAUAAGUUUCCGACAACUGAGCGGUUAAAAGACAGACCCAACACAACACAAACAUCUUUUCUCUCUCUCCACCAAAUCCCACUUUCUGUUUCUCCGGCGAGUCCAUGACGGCGGCUUCUAAAAACAACCACCAACCCUCUUCUUCCCGGCCACCCAAAAACCCCAACCCUAACUCAAUUCCAACAACAGCAACAUUAAAUAACUCCCAAAAUCAAGACACCAACCCUAAUCCUUGUACUAAUAAUUCAUCACCACCGUUAAUUCUAUCGGAACAAGACAAUUAUCUGUCACGCGCCACCCAUCUCACGCGCUACGAGCUAUUAAAGCGGCGGUCUUUCAAUCUAAAACAGCUGUCAAAAUGUUACAAAGACCAUUACUGGGCUUUAAUGGAAGACUUAAAAGUUCAGUACAGAGAGUACUACUGGAAGUAUGGUGCCAGCCCUUUUAAAGAAGAUCAACAUCCCUCUCUACAGCAACAUAAUUUGGAGAGAGAAAGUGGUGGUAUUUUAGAGAGAGAAAGCGGCGGCGGCGGCGGCGGCGGUGGCAAUAAUGUAAAUAUUGAAGUAAUUGGAGAAAAUAAUAAUAAUAAUAAUAAUGGUAAUUAUAGUGGAGUAAAGGGUGAUUUGGAAGUGAAGAAUAGUAAUAAUAAUAAUAAUAAAAAUAGGUGUUUGUUUGUUGGAUGUAAGUUAAAGGCAAUGGCUUUGACUAGUUUUUGUCAUCUUCAUAUUCUGUCUGAUGCCAAGCAGAAGCUUUAUAAGCCUUGUGCUUAUGUCAUCAAGAGUGCUCAGGCAGGGCCUAUAACAUGUGGAAAGCCAAUACUGAGAUCAAGUGCUCCUUCGCUAUGCACCGUACACUUCCAAAAGGCUCAGAAGCAUGUAACACGGGCUCUGAAGAAAGCAGGUCUUAACGUUUCUUCAUCCAGUAAACUAGCUCCUAAGUUCCAUGUCAUAGUGGCAGAAUAUGUACAUCAAAUUCAAUUCAAAAGAAGAGCUGCUAAAAGGGCAAAUAGAUUUAAAGGUUCAGAUAAGGAUGCCAGCACUAGCUAAGCCAUUUGAUCGUGGAUAUGACUGAUUAGCAAGCAUGGCAUUGUAAAUUUUAGCUAGAAUCAAAGGAUUUUUUCAGGUGAUGAUCUUGCUGCCAUAUGAGAUGUGACUAGAUAGUAGUGCGAGGGUUUCUAAUGUGUAUCUAUAUAAUACCAACCACACGAAAGCCAUUUGUUUUAAAGUUUGUCUAAACAACUGGCCUUUUCGAUGAGCCUGCUAGAUGUUCUAAUUCAAGCCCUUGAACUUAAACUGUCAAGAACAAUGGAAAUCGUUUGCUUAAGCUUAUUGUAGAGAGCGUUAUUUUGAA